Molecule: messenger RNA, 1973 nt
Organism: Dinoponera quadriceps
Lineage: Eukaryota; Metazoa; Arthropoda; Insecta; Hymenoptera; Formicidae
Product: probable tRNA pseudouridine synthase 2
Exons: 4
Coding region: 206-1177 (323 amino acids)
Biological process (GO): pseudouridine synthesis; RNA processing
Molecular function (GO): RNA binding; pseudouridine synthase activity
Source: RefSeq, a predicted model, not a curated record
GUUGCACCAGAGCAGAAAAUAAACUAACCACAUGAACUGUGUUUUAAUAAGCAUUUCAUCAUUGUGAAAUAAAAUUGAAAGAAAAUGUGAUUAAAUGUAUACGAGAUGAUAUCUGGAGUUAUUUAGAUCAAAUAUUAUUAAUACGAAUUUAAGACAAUACGUAAUAGAUUUACCAGGGAGUAAACGACGAAAUAGUUCUGUCAAGAUGUCUGGUGCAAGAAUGAAUUCUCUGAUUCCAAAAACGACACGUUUUACUUCCAAUGCUAAAUUAGCAUGGAAAGCGUUAAACGGUAUAUUCGCCGUUUAUAAACCUGCGGAAGUCACGUACCUCAAUACACGAGAUACCAUAAUUGUUCGUCUCUGUGAAGACUUGAACAAUAUGCAUGUACGUCCACCGAUUAAACAUGUGAGCAUAGAGGGUAGUACAACGGAAAAGAUGCAAGUAAUUGUCCGACCGAGUUAUGCGGAUCAUACAUUAGUAGUAGGGCCACGGUAUCAAGUGAAGGACUUUAAACUCUCAUGUGCUAAUUACCUGGCCAAAGAUAUAUCAGGGGUUAUGAUAUUUGGCCUUAAUAAUGGCAACAAUAACGCCCAACAAUUGAGUAUUGCUCAACUUCCAAGUAGUUACAAAAUUAAGGGCAUGUUGGGACAAGCAACAGAUAAUUACUUUUACACUGGGAGGAUUGUCGAAAAGGCUGUAUAUAAAUUUGUAAAGCGCAAAGUAAUUGAUCAAUUAUGUGCUGCCAUGCAGGCUUCUCAUCAAAAGUCAAUGUUUGAGUUGAGUGGGAUUGACAUGCAAAGUCAAGCUGCAUUUGAGUUGGCUGCGCGAGGUCUAGUGAGGCCCACGGACAGAAAAAUCCCAAUGAUAUAUAGCAUAAAAUGCAUAGACUUCACACCUCCUGAAUUUACGUUAGAAGUCGUUAGCAUAAACGAGGACGACAUGUAUUUAAAAUCUAUAAUUCAUAAUUUGGGGAUACAACUUCACAGUGUUGCUACAUGCACUCAAAUACAAUGUUUCCGAUACGCCUUGUUCGAUUUGAAUCUGGCUCUAUUGAAGAAACAUUGGACUGUGGAAAAUAUUUUAGAUAACAUUGAGCAAUGCCAUUAUAUACUUAGAAAAAACAAACAAUUAUUGAAACAAAACAAUCCGAUAUUGGAGGAACGAAUAGUUGACUGAAAUUACCUUAAAGAUGUAAAUAUACACUACUGUAUAAAAUAAUCACAUACAUCACACUUGAGUGCCAGGUCAUUCAUAUUUGAAGGAUGCGUGAAUUUUCGUAGGUGUUUAGUCACCCGUAUGUAGAUGAUGGCUUUAUUUACCAAUUAGAAAUCAUUUUACUAAACAUCUCUCUUUUCUAAUUGGAUUUAAUAUGCAGUUAAUAUUACAAUGCCUUUUGUAAACUGCUUUUAAAUGAAAAUGCCGUUGAAGUACGUGAUGAAAAAGUAUAAACAUCGAAGUACAAACCGUAAAGAAGUAUCUUUUCUUUAGUAUCUGAUGUAUCUCCGUUAUGAAGUAUCUUUCUUUAAGUAUUUUAUAAUGUAUAACUGUUCAAGUACUAGCAUUAUAGUCGCAAUCUUGGUGUUUUUACUUCGCGCAUGCGCUCUAAUGUACAGGUUAUGUACAUCAAGGGUACGUCUGAUAAGCAGCAGCACGCAGUCUAAUGUAUUAUAUAGAAAGAUCUGAGAUUUGAACAGCUGUGACAUCUUGAAGUUCCUUUUGUAUUCGUAAGAAGGAUUAUUCUUAUGUUACAUGUAAUCAAUACGAACAUCAAACUGUCAAGACGUUACAACUACUUGGAUACGUUAUUAACAAAAAGAACCAGAAAUCUGUGCAUGUAUACACAAUGAUAUAAAAAAGAUAAUAUUUAACUUAAAAUCACAAUUCCUAUUUGAUACUGAUCGCGAACGCGAUUGUCUGAUGUCAAUUGAUGUGAGAUAACAAAUGAUGUAAGGUAACAAUUUGGCAUAAUGUU